AUAAAUUCAUGAGGCUAAUAGGGUAUGUAAAUAAUUAAUGGCAGGGUUCAAGCAUCUUGUUAUCGUUAAGUUUAAGGAGGAUGUGGUCGUGGAAGACAUACUUAAAGGGAUGCAAAAACUUGUUUCAGAGAUUGAUGCUGUCAAGUCCUUUGAAUGGGGACAAGACAUUGAAGGUGAAGAGAUGCUUGGGCAAGGAUUUACUCAUGCUUUUUUAAUGACAUUCGAAGACAAACAAGGUUACACUGCGUUUGUCGGUCACCCCUGUCAUGUUGAAUUCUCUGCAACGUUUUCUACGGCCAUUGACAAGAUCGUGUUGCUUGAUUUCCCAUCUGUUGUUGUAAAGGCUGCAACAUGAUUUUUAUGAAGAAAUUAGUAAACGACUGUUUUUAGUUUCUUAUUGUAUAUCUCUCUAUGCAUCUAUGUGUAUGGCUUGUAUGAAUGGAUUCGAUAUAUAUUCCGACAUUUAUACAA
Messenger RNA from Gossypium raimondii (Peruvian cotton), 471 nucleotides. Its product is annotated as stress-response A/B barrel domain-containing protein At5g22580. The coding region runs from base 38 to 355 and encodes 105 amino acids. Lineage: Eukaryota; Viridiplantae; Streptophyta; Magnoliopsida; Malvales; Malvaceae. The record is from RefSeq and is a predicted model, not a curated record. The transcript has 2 exons.